AGAACGUCUGGUGAAUAUUUGACUCACAAUGGCGUCAGCACCUUUGCUUGCAGUGAGACCGUCAAGUUUGGGCAUGUCACCUUCUUCUGGAAUGGAAACCGAUCUGGAUAUUUCAAUGAAAAGUUGGAGGAGUACGUCGAGAUCCCAAGUGACAGUGGAAUAUCAUUUAAUGCCCAACCAAAGAUGAAAGCUCUGGAAAUUGGUGAGAAGGCGAGGGAUGCAAUCCUUAGUGGCAAGUUUGAUCAGGUGCGAGUUAACAUUCCAAAUUCCGAUAUGGUGGGUCAUACAGGUGAUAUUGCAGCCACAGUUGUUGCAUGCGAGGCUGCUGAUCUUGCUGUGAAGAUGAUUUUUGAUGCUAUCGAACAAGUGAAAGGCAUUUAUGUUGUGACUGCUGAUCACGGAAACGCAGAGGACAUGGUGAAGAGGGAUAAAUCUGGGAAGCCUGCUUUGGACAAGGAAGGGAACCUUCAGAUUCUAACCUCUCACACACUCAAGCCAGUGCCAAUUGCCAUUGGAGGUCCUGGUUUGUCUAAAGGAGUUAGAUUCCGUAAAGAUCUGGAAACACCGGGGCUUGCAAAUGUAGCUGCAACAGUGAUNUGAACCUCCAUGGAUUUGUGGCUCCUGAUGACUAUGAGCCCACCCUAAUUGAAGUAGUGGAGUAGAAGAAUCGAGUGCCCAAUCAGUUUUCAAGAGGGCUAAAACUCCCUAGUAUCUUACGUUGUUUUCUAAUAAUAAGAGUUUUUACACAGACUUCUUGUAUUUUUGAUUUUGGCUUUAAUUUCGGUUUACAUGAUCUGCAAGUUUUUCUCUUCACUACCAUACAACCAAAAAGUAUAAGCUUUGUUUCUUAUCUUCCAUACACAAAAAUGUAUAAGCUUUUUUCCUUCUCUUCCA
Camelina sativa (false flax) is the source of this 894-nucleotide messenger RNA. The record is from RefSeq and is a predicted model, not a curated record. Lineage: Eukaryota; Viridiplantae; Streptophyta; Magnoliopsida; Brassicales; Brassicaceae.